Messenger RNA from Daktulosphaira vitifoliae (grape phylloxera), 802 nucleotides. RefSeq lists its product as uncharacterized. The transcript is spliced from 5 exons. The record is from RefSeq and is a predicted model, not a curated record. NCBI's taxonomy places the organism in Eukaryota, Metazoa, Arthropoda, Insecta, Hemiptera, Phylloxeridae. The coding region runs from base 85 to 636 and encodes 183 amino acids.
UAAAAAAUCUUCCUAUAAUAAAAUAAUUUAUAUUAAUCGAUUAAUUUUGUCUUUCAAAAUUAUUUCAAUUGAUAAUCAAUAUUUAUGUUUCAGUACAGCAUAUUUCUUUUAGAAUGUAUAGUAUUAAGUAUAUUUUUGGGUGUUGUCAAAGUACUACAGGUAAACAAUACUCAGAGUACAAUGUCAAUAGAAGACAAUUUCGUACUUCAGGUCAAAAGUCCUGACGAUGUAUGUAAAGUAUGCGCAUUUGAUCCACCAACGGUUUCAUUUGUUGGCUGCAAACACCAUAUUUGUAAUUACUGUGCUAACUUAUUACGACUUUUCAAUUGUCAUUUUUGUCCAAUAUGUGAGGUACCAUUUAUUGAGUUAAUAGAACCUCUUAAACUGUGUGAAUGUAAUAAAGAAAUAGCCACAUGUACUAGAAUUUUAUUUAAAGGAAAUUGUCCUCACCGCAUUGGUCAUGGUUGCGCUUUGAGAAGGUUGCCUAAAAGACAAUUUAACCAUUGUGAUGAAUGUGGAGCUGAUGUUAAAGCUUAUACAGAUAUACUUCCUGUUGAUGAAUAUGAAAAGAGGACUUCAAAAGAUCAACCAAUUAGAAGCCGUCUCCAGAAUGCAAUUCGAAUUAGGCCUAAUUAAAACUAGCUUUGUUUACAAACUUGUUGAAACAUAAAAAUUGUAUUUUUAUACAACCAAUUUCAUUUUAUAAUAUAGAUUAUAAGUACAUAAAUGACCUUAUCUACUUUUUAGAAAGUUGACUUCAAAUUAUAUAUUUGAUAUUAAUAAAAAAUUUAAUAUUAAAGUU